Molecule: messenger RNA, 2124 nt
Organism: Daldinia childiae
Lineage: Eukaryota; Fungi; Ascomycota; Sordariomycetes; Xylariales; Hypoxylaceae
Product: Glutamate carboxypeptidase 2
Exons: 8
Coding region: 1-2124 (707 amino acids)
Molecular function (GO): carboxypeptidase activity
Source: RefSeq, a predicted model, not a curated record
AUGUGGUUUCAUAUUAGCAGAGCCCAGGCUCUUAUCAUAUUUUCUCUUUUUACAUGGACGAAAGCUUGCAUGCAUGAACGACGCAUGCAUUCAAGCUUGACAGGGAAACGGGAUACCACUCCAUUGCAACCUCUAAAUCCAGAAGAAACUAUUCUGGUAGACUCAAUAUCCAACACGAGUAUAUCAGAAUGGUCCUAUUACUACACACAUGGUGCACAUCUAGCCGGAAAGAAUCAGUCGAUGGCAGAGUGGACGGCGGAACGUUGGGGGGAAAACGGCUGGAACUCAAGUAUCGUUUCCUAUUACGUUUACCUGAACUAUCCUGUUAACAAGUCACUAAGUUUGACGUAUUCUAACGGGAGUGUUUAUCGCCCGCUUUUGGAGGAAGCCGUGUUAAGCCAGGAUGAAACGACGGGCUAUCCUGACGCGAUACCUACGUUCCACGGCUACUCAGCUAGCGGCAGCGUAGAUGCCGAAUUCGUUUAUGUUGGACGUGGCCAGCAGGUUGAUUUUGACAGGCUGGUUCAACUCGGGGUACCCUUGGAAGGCAAGAUUGCUAUUGCUCAGUACGGAGGCCCCUUUAGGGGCUUAAAGGUGAAAAAUGCACAGGAAAAGGGUAUGAUAGGCGUGAUUAUCUUUACAGAUACCGCUGAAGAUGGGGACAUCACCGAGGCUAACGGGUACGCGGCUUAUCCGGAUGGACCAGCGCGCAACCCUUCCAGCGUACAAAGGGGUAGUGUGGAAUUUCUCUCAACAUAUCCUGGCGACCCGACUACUCCGGGGUACCCUUCGAAAGAAGACUCGCCCCGUGUAGAGAAUCCCGAAGUGCUCCCACAUAUCCCUUCAAUACCAAUUUCGUAUGCGAACGCAAUUCCAAUCCUUGCCGCUCUCGAUGGAUAUGGGACAGCUGGUAACGAGGUCAACCGCACUGGUUGGGUGGGCAAGCUGAACGUGUCUUACAGUACCGGCCCUGCACCUGGUACAACAAUUAACUUAUCGAAUUUUAUGGAGGAUACGUAUGCCCCGAUCUGGGAUGCGAUCGGUGUAAUUAAUGGAACGGUUGGAGAUGAGACAAUUGUGAUAGGAAAUCAUCGCGAUGCCUGGAUUGUCGGCGGUGCGGCUGACCCAAACAGCGGAUCAGCUAUUUUAGUUGAGCUUUCUAAAGCAUUUGGAAAGCUUCUAUCCCAGGGAUGGAAGCCGAAACGAAAUAUCAUCCUUGCGUCGUGGGAUGGAGAAGAGUAUGGUCUCUUGGGUUCAACUGAAUGGGUUGAAGAAUACAUCCCCUGGCUUACCGAUACUGCGGUAUCAUAUAUAAACGUUGAUGUUGGUACAUCUGGACCUUGGCCAUAUAUAGAAGCGACUCCAGAGCUUCAUAGUAUCGCUACAGAUAUUAUGAAGAAGGUUUUGUGGAAAGAUGCACGUAACAUGUACGACGUCUGGUUGGAAUAUACUCAAGGUUCUAUCGGUGUGCUAGGAAGCGGCAGUGACUAUACGUCUUUCGUCCACAGAGGAAUUGGUUCGAUUGAUAUAAGCUCUGGCCCGGGUGCAACGGAUCCUAUUUAUCACUAUCAUAGUAACUUUGAUUCUUAUCACUGGAUGUCGACAUUCGGAGACCCUGGGUUUAAUAUUCAUAAGUUUACGGCUCAAUAUGUAUCGCUUUUAGUUUAUAACCUCACGAGUCAAGAUGCGAUACCGUUCGACCUACCCAACUAUGGUAUACAGAUGGAGAGUUAUUAUAACGAUUUACUCUCUUUGGUAAAUUCAACCACACCCAUUUUGGAUACAUCCGCGCUACAAAAUGCUAUACAAGACUUCAAGACUGCAGCAGCGGAGGUAGAAGCCCAAAAGGAACAAGCGAUUUCCACCAAUGAUCCCGAGCUUCUCACCCUCGUAAAUCAUAAAUUUAGAGACUUCCAGCGAGGCUUCGUAUCUCAGGGUGGUCUGCCUAACCGCGAGUUCUAUCGGCAUCUUAUCUUUGCGCCGGGACUUGAUACUGGCUACGCACCAACAACAUUCCCGGGAAUAACGGAGGCGCUUAUAGCUGGGAAUAUAUCACUUGCAGAUGAGUUUGUUCAGAAGACCGCCAAGGCUAUCUUAGUAGCUAGAGACACAAUUAAGACGUAA